AUGGCUUUUAGAACUACAGCAGUUGUUUGUAGUAGCUUGAAGAAAUGGGCAUAUAAUCUAUCUGGUUUCAACAAAUACGGUUUACUUCGUGAUGACUGCCUUUAUGAAAAUGAGGAUGUCCAAGAAGCUCUACGUCGCUUACCUGCUCACGUAGUUGAUGAACGCAAUUUUCGCAUAAUCCGAGCUGUUCAACUUUCCCUUCAAAAAACCGUUUUACCGAAAGAAGAAUGGACCAAAUAUGAAGAAGACAAGCUCUAUCUUACACCUAUAGUAGAACAAGUAAAAAAAGAACGACUUGAACGAGAACAAUGGGAAAAGAACUACUAA
Molecule: messenger RNA, 327 nt
Organism: Parnassius mnemosyne (clouded apollo)
Lineage: Eukaryota; Metazoa; Arthropoda; Insecta; Lepidoptera; Papilionidae
Source: the annotation of a GenBank genome assembly